AACAUAAGCAAAAGUGUGAUGUUUCUGUAUAAUGGAAAUUUAAAUUUGCUGUAUGAAUAAAUGUUUGAUUAUAAAUCUUAAUGUCUUUGUAUUUGUUUGUGUAGGGAGACGAAAAUCCAAAAAUCCGGUAUCAAAGCGGUAAAAUACCGAAUAUCCAGUACUGAUACCGGUACCGAACCGAUACAUUCAGUAGGGUAUUCAGUACCCACUUCUCCACAAUUUCGGUAUCGGUAAUUUUCGUACCGGUACCGAACAGAUACGUCCGGUACAGUAUUCGGUACCCACUUCUUAAUUUCGAUAUCGGUAUUUUCGUACCGGUAUUGAUCUCAUUCCUAGUAGUUUUAUCCAAAGACCCUGUACCAAACUUCUUCAUUUUUACCAUUUUUCUGCUCUUUUUUUCCUAUUUUUUUGGGUAUUAAAGUGUCUAAAAACCCAUAAUUUUUUUUUUAAUUGAUCUGUUGCAGCAAAUCCAUAAGCUUGUUCAGUCAUUACCGUGCAGUCGGAUCGAAAUCAAGACCGUAAACUCCGUUGAAUCACGGUUUGAAGGAAUUAUAGUGGCGGUGUCGGGUUCAGUCAAAUCCGAUUGCUUCAGUGGUUAUCGGGAAUUCGUUCAGACGUUUUUUCUCGCUCCCGAUGAGAAAAAGAAGGAUUACAUGGCUAUGGUUGAUGUUUUUCACUUUGUUAGUCAGGAAGACUUAUCGGGUGUCGUAUAUGCGAAAGAUCCCAUCGAUAUUCACUAUAUCAAGAGAGACGACAGUGAAAGCGUUGAAGACUUCUUGUUCCGGUUCACCAAUGAAACCUCGCAGAUUUUAGGAGCGGAUGAGAAGAUGAAGAUAUCGGGUUUUGUUCUUGGAGUACGUGACGAUGAGCUGGUCGAGAAACUACAUGAAAACAUCCCGCAAACAGUCAAAGACAUGAUAGAUCGAGUCAAAGGUUUCGUUAGGGGAAAGAAGGCACGUGCUAUCAAAAAUGUCCGCUGUAACUUUUCAGCUUCGGUUCCCAUGAACGACCCCAACCAGUACUGUGAAUUCCAUCAGGUCGUUGGUCAUUAUACGGACGAUUGUGUUCUUUUAAAGAAAGAAAUUGAAGAAGCGGUGCAGACCGGAAACCUUGCUCGUUUAGUGGAGGAGAUCAAGUACCGUAAAGGUGAUUACUCGUUUGACGCGAAUCAGAAGGAGUCGGAUGACGAACAUCCAAAGAGGAAAAAGAUUAGGAUGGAAGAACCGAUAACAUCUCCCGACUGCAUAGACACUCAGAGAACUAGUGGUGUUAAGGGAGGAAGUGACUCAUUCGAAUCAUCGAUGGAACAACCACAACCGAUAACCUCUCCCGCUAAUCAAACGAAUGAUUCCCAAGAAGGUCCUUGAUGUGUGCAGACCAUCACCAAGCAUACCAUGCAAGUCAAGGCCACAUAGAGGUUUCCUUUUAGUUGUUAUUUUCUGUUGUUACUUGUUUAUUUCAGUUUUCUUAUGUAAUGAACUCAUAUACUAGUUGUGGACUAGUGGGUAGGUGAUCAUAUAUAUAGUAGUAGUUGGGUCACAAAGUUAAUUGUGAAGGCUAUAUAUUUAGUCUGGGAGUCUUUUGAUUAUUAUAAAAAUACUUAUUACAGAAA
Molecule: messenger RNA, 1612 nt
Organism: Helianthus annuus (common sunflower)
Lineage: Eukaryota; Viridiplantae; Streptophyta; Magnoliopsida; Asterales; Asteraceae
Exons: 2
Coding region: 654-1367 (237 amino acids)
Source: RefSeq, a predicted model, not a curated record